This is a messenger RNA of Erinaceus europaeus (western European hedgehog), 1134 nucleotides long. Its product is annotated as olfactory receptor 51F1-like. NCBI's taxonomy places the organism in Eukaryota, Metazoa, Chordata, Mammalia, Eulipotyphla, Erinaceidae. Gene Ontology annotation, molecular function: G protein-coupled receptor activity; olfactory receptor activity. Bases 1 to 984 code for a protein of 327 amino acids. Gene Ontology annotation, cellular component: membrane. The record is from RefSeq and is a predicted model, not a curated record. The transcript has a single exon. Gene Ontology annotation, biological process: G protein-coupled receptor signaling pathway.
AUGAUACAAAGUGAAGACAAUACAGAGAACCUAUAUAAUCUGACCUCUAAGUUCCCAACUUUCCUGUUGACCGGCAUUCCUGGCCUGGAGCCUGUCCACGCUUGGCUCUCCAUUCCCUUCUGUUGCCUCUAUGCCAUUGCCCUCUCUGGGAACAGCAUGAUCCUCUUUGUCAUCAUUACCCAGCAGAGCCUGCAUGAGCCCAUGUACUAUUUCCUCUCCAUGCUGUCGGUCACUGACCUGGGCUUGACUGUCUCUACACUGUCAACCACUCUACCUGUCCUCUGGUUUGAUGCCAGGGAAAUCAGUCCUGAUGCCUGUAUCCUCCAGAUGUUCUUUCUUCAUGGAUUUUCUGCUAUGGAGUCUGGGGUGCUGGUGGCUAUGGCCUUUGAUCGCUAUGUGGCCAUCUGCAAUCCUCUGAGAUACACCACCAUUCUCACUAAUUCCAGAGUCAUUCAGAUAUGCCUAAUGAUGACUCUACGUACGUUAGUUCUAAUACUGACAGUACUCUUGCUGCUUAAGCGGAUCUCUUUCUGUAAAGCCAAUGUUCUUUCCCACUCCUACUGCUACCAUCCAGAUGUGAUUAAAUUAGCAUGUUCAGACACUAGACUCAAUAGCAUCUUUGGGCUAAUUGGCCUCACCCUGACCACAGGGAUUGAUACACCAAGUAUUGUUGUGUCUUAUAUCCUGAUCAUUCGCUCUAUUCUCAGCAUUGCCUCCCCUGAAGAAAGGCACAAGUCCUUUAGCACCUGUGUCUCUCACAUGGGUGCUGUCAUUAUCUUCUACAUUCCCUUGAUGAGCCUGUCCUUGGUGCAUCGCUUUGGUCACUCGGCUCCCAGAGUGGUCCAUUCAUUGAUGUCCAAUGCCUACCUGAUUCUGCCCCCUGUGCUUAACCCCAUCAUCUACAGUGUGAAAACAAAACACAUCCGCAAAGCCAUGCUCAGACUUCUUAUAAACAAACAGAGGUGGCAUUUGAGGAAAAUCUGACGCAAGUCAUUUGCCUUGUAAAAAAAAAAAAGUGUCUUUGUUAGUAUCAUGUCUAUUAGUAACUUUAUUUUAGAACUGGAAAACUUCAUGAAGUCUAACAUAAUGAAAUUUGUGGCAGAGUAUCUUGCCCUUUGUCUCCUCUCGGGUUAC